Gongylonema pulchrum is the source of this 405-nucleotide messenger RNA. Lineage: Eukaryota; Metazoa; Nematoda; Chromadorea; Rhabditida; Gongylonematidae. The record is from the annotation of a GenBank genome assembly.
GACACUAUCGAUACAAGCGCCAGUUUGAUUCUUCGAAUACCCCUCAGAUUGAUCUCAAUAUCACGGUGCCAUAUAUAUUCAGUGCACGACUCUAUCCAUUUGGUGAAACGAAAGGUGACAAAGUGCUCAAUGGUUCCUCACAGACAGUCAAACUCAGCAAGCCGUUCAAAUUUCUUGGCAAAGAAUAUGAGGCUGUUAAUAUUCGACGUGAUGGCGCGAUUGGCUUAUCAGCGGUACCAAUGAAACCGUCGCAGUUACCAUCAUCGCAACCAGUGAUCGCCGUUUACUGGAUGCCAACGCAGGGUGGAAAAGUGCACUACAGGGAAUCGAGUGGUAAAAAAAUUCACUCUUCAUCUACGCUAACCAUAGUAGCUUUAAAGUGCGAAUUAGGCUGGGCUAGUCAAG